Sinocyclocheilus rhinocerous is the source of this 2648-nucleotide messenger RNA. RefSeq names its product mitogen-activated protein kinase kinase kinase 5-like. Gene Ontology annotation, molecular function: ATP binding; MAP kinase kinase kinase activity. The record is from RefSeq and is a predicted model, not a curated record. NCBI's taxonomy places the organism in Eukaryota, Metazoa, Chordata, Actinopteri, Cypriniformes, Cyprinidae. The transcript is spliced from 21 exons. Gene Ontology annotation, biological process: cellular response to stress; MAPK cascade; protein phosphorylation. The coding region runs from base 57 to 2627 and encodes 856 amino acids.
UACCAUUUGCUCUUUUCUAGAAGCAAUUAAAGGACCGUCUAGAAUCGCAAGUCUCCAUGAAAGAGGCCUAUGUCACUAUGAUCCGGGAAGACAAAGACAAGAUGGAGAAAAUGAAAAAAAUGGGGGCUGAGCUGCAGGGGCGAGUGCACAGCGACUUCCAAGCUCUGCAUCACUUCCUGCGGGUGGAGGAGGAAGCCAUGUUGGAGGAGUUGAGCAGGGAGCAGGAGGAAAUGCUGCAGAGGCUGGAGCGACAUCUGGAGGCCCUACAGGUGGCCAUCAGAGACGUGGAGCAGAACAUCAACAUGCUACGACAGACUGCCAGCAGCACAGACCAAUCUGUACUUGUAGAGCUUCCAGAAUUGAAUUCCAAAUCGCCUCUGCAAGAGCUGAAUAUCAACCUGAAUACUUUCAGAAGCAAACACAUUGCUCCUCUUCAAUACACUAUGUGGCGAAAAAUGUUUCAACAUUUGAAUCCAGCCCCCCUUGGGGCAGCAAAGGAUUCGGUGAUUUGUCGAAUGGCACAGUGGGCUCAUGGUAUAGGGAUCCACGAGUGGAAUUUCAGUGCAGCAUCAGUACGAGGUGUGAGCAUCUCCAAAUUUGAUGAGCGCAGCUGUUUUCUGUAUGUGGUGAACAACUCAGAAGACUUCCAAAUCUAUUUCUGCACAGAGAUGCACUGCAAAAGGUUCUGUGAUCUGGUAAACACUCUCACUGAGGAGGCCUGGAAAGGCUCAGAAGAGACUGAGUGUGAAUCAGAGGCUUUAGAGUAUGAUUAUGAAUACGCUGAGCAUGGAGAGAGGGUGGUUCUGGGUAAGGGCACAUUUGGGGUAGUCUAUGCCGGUCGUGACCUCAGUAACCAGGUGCGCUUAGCCAUCAAAGAGAUUCCUGAACGGGACAGUAGAUAUUCACAGCCUCUGCAUGAAGAAAUCGCCCUGCAUAAACACCUCAAGCACAAGAACAUCGUGCAGUACCUAGGCUCCAUCAGCGAGAACGGCUUCAUCAAGAUCUUCAUGGAGCAGGUGCCUGGAGGCAGUCUGUCAGCAUUGCUCAGGUCAAAGUGGGGUCCUCUAAAAAACAAUGAGCCAACUAUCGGUUUCUACACCAAACAGAUAUUGGAGGGUCUAAAAUACCUGCAUGACAACCAGAUAGUUCACAGAGACAUUAAGGGGGAUAAUGUCUUGAUAAACACCUACAGUGGAGUUUUGAAAAUCUCUGAUUUUGGAACGUCCAAACGUCUUGCCGGGAUAAACCCCUGCACCGAAACCUUUACUGGUACGUUACAGUACAUGGCCCCUGAAAUCAUAGAUAAAGGGCCGCGUGGGUACGGCAAGCCAGCGGACAUCUGGUCUCUGGGCUGCACCAUUAUAGAAAUGGCUACUGGGAAACCGCCCUUCUAUGAGCUGGGGGAACCGCAGGCAGCAAUGUUCAAGGUUGGGAUGUUUAAAAUCCACCCGGAGAUUCCUGACUCUAUGUCCACUGAAGCCAAAGCAUUUAUCCUGCGCUGUUUCGAGCCUGACCCAGACAGCCGAGCCACGGCCAAUGAUCUACUCACCCACGAAUUCCUCACUGUUACAUCACGCAAAAAACGAUCAAAGAACAGCAGUUUCACAGCUCUUACACCAGGACCUGAGUAUUUGCGUAGCAUAUCUCUUCCCGUCCCCGUUGUGGUUGAGGACACCAGCAGCAGCAGCGAAUACGGAUCUGUCUCACCUGACAGUGAGCUCUGCACAAACCCCUUCAUCUUCAAACCUAGCACCAAGUGCUACAGUGAGAGAGAGGUCAAAGGUCACCGCUCCCUCUUCCUGAGUAUUCCUGUGGAGAACUUUGAAGACCACAGCGCACCACCUUCCCCAGAAGAGAAGGACUCUGGUUUCUUCAUGCUGAGGAAAGACAGUGAAAGGAGAGCGACUUUACACCGAAUCCUGACUGAGGACAAAGAGAAAAUAGUGCUUCACCUGCUAGAAGCGCUCACACAGGGGUCUGAGGAGACCAAACUGAAGCAUCAGCAUAUCUCCACACUGGUUGCAAGUCUGGGAGAUUUUGUGAGGAUGGUGGACAGAAAAAUAAUUGCCAGCACCCUCUCUCAGCUCAAACUAGAGCUUGACUUUGACAGCACAGCGAUCAGCCAACUCCAGGUGGCGCUCUUCGCCUUCCAGGAUGCGGUAAAUAAAGUCCUUCAUAACCACAACAUAAAGCCGCACUGGAUGUUUGCCCUGGAUAACAUCAUUCGAAAGGCUGUACAGACUGCCAUCAUCAUAUUAGUACCUGAAUUGCGGCCACACUUCACGCUGGCGUCUGAGAGCGACCCCGCUGAGCAAGAGGACAUUGAUGACGACACAGUUCCUCAGGGGAACGCUGCCCUUAAGGAUAGAGCGCCACCUAUCGCUCAUCAUGACGACACUGUGGCCACAUCUGGAGUGAGCACGCUCAGUUCAACAGUUUCCCAUGAGUCUCAGAGCGCUCAGCGAUCGAUUAGCAUGGAGCUGGGUCGCAUGAAGCUAGAAACCAAGAGGUUGUUGGAGGAAUUAAUAGAGAAGGAGAGAGAGUAUCAGGCCAUCGUACAGCAAGUGCUGGAGGAGAGAGAACAGGAGAUCAAACUACUGAAGUGUCGAUCCGGGCCCGCAGGUUAGUCUAAUACACACACACACGCA